CAGACUAGAUUUUAAGCGAUGGGAAAUUUUCGUGUCCGUUGAACUGGUACUCAUUCUAGUACUUGACCGAUUAGUGACAGAUGUCAAGUGUAAGCUGGUGUCCUAAAAACAGUCACACGUGAAUAAAGUAAUGAAAAAGGGAAAUAAAAUAUCCGUGAUGUGCACAGCCGUGAUUAUAAGAAAAUAUCCAAGUUGUUGCGCAUGACGAGCGUAAAUUCACCCUCAUGGACCGCACAUUGAUCGAGGCUUGCGCUAAAAGGGGAUGCUGGGCAUUCUCGUUCCUGACCCCCAAACGCCGCCUCCAAUCAAUGCCGCGAUUAAAAAUUUUAAAUUAUUUUAUUUAAACAUAUCUUGAGUAUAAAUAAAUAUAUUGAGACCAUGUGGCAAAAUUUAAAUAAAUAAACUACGCGGUUUAAUUAUUUUCGUUGAUUAUAUAAAUAUACAUCUGUACAAGUGCCUCAUAUAUCUGUAGACAGUGAAAGGACUUCCAAGGACCUCAGACUCGCACUAUCAAGUUUGAAUUUUAUUAAACUCAUCCGCCAGAUUAAUUGACACAUUUAAAUGGCGGAGUUCCGAGGGUAUCAUAUCCCAUCAUUCGGCGCGACGGUGAACGUGGUGUGGGAGACGAUAAAGAUGAAGCUGCCGGAAAAUAGUCCAUGUAUGGAAUUAAUAAGAGGUCCUGAAUCGGGACAGCAAACGAGACCAGGAGUCGGCGAAGGGUUCAAGCCCUACGGAGAGGGCGGUGAUAAUACCGAGAUGACGGAGAUGAAUGGAGAGCAGGCGUUUGGGGGUCCACAGAAUUCCGGAGUCGCCGAGGAGUCAUUUAGUUAUCAACGUAAUGGGGAUAAAAUCCGCGGGGGAAGCGUCAGCAGCGGGGGGUUCAGUGAAUACGAUGACGGGGGCGGAGAGUUUGCAUCUGGAGUUAAAAUCAACGAGUGGCAAGCGGCAUGGAACGUCACCAAUGCCAUCCAGGGAAUGUUUAUAGUCUCGCUGCCAUUCGCGGUCCUACGCGGCGGCUACUGGGCGAUCGCGGCGAUGAUAGGAGUCGCGCAUAUCUGCUGUUAUACUGGUAAGAUCCUGGUGGAGUGUCUCUACGAGUUGGACCCAGUAACCGGACAGCGCGUCCGCGUACGUGAUUCUUACGUGGCCAUUGCGAAGGAAUGCUUUGGUCCGCGAUGGGGCGCAAGGGCAGUAAAUAUCGCACAGAUAAUUGAACUGUUAAUGACGUGUAUACUCUAUGUCGUUGUUUGUGGAGAUUUGAUGAUUGGAAGCUACCCCGAGGGAGCGAUAGACGCGAGGAGUUGGAUGAUGUUAAUAGGAAUUUUUCUGAUACCAUUUGGUUUUCUUAAGUCACUCCACCAUGUCUCGGUUCUCAGUUUCUGGUGCACAAUGGCUCACAUAUUUAUCAAUGUUGUCAUACUCGGCUACUGUAUACUAGAAAUAGCGGACUGGGGGUGGUCUAAAGUAAAGUGGACCAUCGACAUCGAGACCUUCCCCAUCUCAUUGGGUGUGAUCGUCUUCAGUUACACUUCCCACAUCUUCUUGCCAACCCUAGAGGGGAAUCUGAUCGAUCGAUCAAAGUUCGACUGGAUGCUCGACUGGAGCCACAUCGCCGCGGCCAUCUUCAAGUCCGUCUUCGGGUGGCUCUGCUUCUUGACAUUUCAAAACGACACCCAGCAAGUCAUCACGAAUAACCUCCACUCCGCGGGUUUCAAGGGGCUCGUUAAUUUUUGUCUCGUCAUCAAGGCUCUGCUGUCAUACCCACUGCCCUAUUACGCGGCUUGCGAGUUAUUGGAACGAGCUUUCCUUCGUGGCAGACCCAAAACAAUUUUCCCGACGAUCUGGACCGUCGACCACGAGCUCAAAGUGUGGGGUCUUGCUUGGCGAGUCGGUGUCAUCACCUUCACUAUUCUCAUGGCGAUUUUCAUUCCACACUUCAGUAUACUCAUGGGUUUCAUCGGUUCCUUCACUGGUACCAUGCUCUCGUUUAUCUGGCCCUGCUAUUUUCAUUUAAAACUGAAAAGAAAUUCAAUGGAAAUGAAGGAGGUCGCCUAUGACUGUUUUGUAAUUUUUCUAGGAGUUAUUUUCGGAGUUAUCGGCGUUUUCGACUCGGGCAAAGCUCUUAUCAAAGCCUUUGAAAUCGGUCUUCCAUUUUAAAUUAGCUUUAUUAUACACAAAUUAAAAAAUUUAAAAAAAUAUACAUAAAUAUAUAUAUAUAUAGUAAUAUAUAAAUUAUAAAUUAUGAAUGGAUUUUUUGUCUGUAGAUUUAUCUACAAGUUAUUUUACCAGGUUUUAGUGAUCGUUGAUGAUAUUCAUCAAAUUCAAAGAAUUUAUUUGAUAUAAAGUGUCUUCCACUAAAAAAUAUAAUAAAAUAUCAUAUCCAGACCGGACGUUCUAUCAGUUUCACGAGCAAUAUUUUUUUUUAAACAGACCCAAGUCUCAUAUCAACAAAUUUUUUAUUUACAAUCUUUAAAUUCGUGUUUACUCCACUGGCUUGUUAAAUACUUGAAGUUUAAUUACAAAACAGAUAUUAUAGCCGUCGGUCGUUAAAAAUAUUAUCAGUACACAUAAAUAUAUAAACUGACAAUAAUAUUGUUCGUAUUACAUGACUAAUAAUAAAAAUAAAAAUAUAAAUCUAAAUUACGCGGUCGAAAUACAAACGGACUUUUGCAAAUGUGCAAAAGAAAAAAUUAAAUGUCUUCCAUUUUAAAACCAAAAAAAAAAAUUAAUGUCUUCCAUUUUAAAAAUAAAGCCGAUUGAAAGAAAAAAUUUUAUCCGAUAGAAAAAAUGGGAUUUAUAUUUAUAAUUAUCAAAUUUUGAAUUUUAUUUAUACAUUUUUAAAUAAAUUCAUCGGCCUAUCAAAUAAUUCUUCAAUGAGAUUUUUAUUUCAAAAAGUCUGACAGAAAAAUUAUUUUUUAAAAUUAAUUGUCGAUAGAUUUCUGUACCGAUCAGAUUAAAUUUAAAUUUUCAGUUAGAUCUUACACGGAAAGAAAAUUAUGGCAGCGGUUCCCAUAAUUUUGGGAAAUUUUUUCCUAUACCAUCAUAGGAAUUACGACCAUAAAUUAUGGGAGCGGUUCCUAUAAUUAUAGAAAUGUUUCCCAUAAUUAUAGGAAUAGUUCCUAUAAUUAUGGGAAUGAUAUCCAUAACACUAUAGGAAUGAUUCCUAUAAUUAUAGGAAUACUUUCUAUAAUAUUAUGGGAAUCAUUCCCAUAAUAUUAUGGAAAUAGUUCCCAUACUAUUAU
Microplitis mediator is the source of this 3242-nucleotide messenger RNA. It is a transcript of the gene VGAT, whose product is annotated as vesicular inhibitory amino acid transporter. Lineage: Eukaryota; Metazoa; Arthropoda; Insecta; Hymenoptera; Braconidae. The record is from RefSeq and is a predicted model, not a curated record. Gene Ontology annotation, molecular function: amino acid transmembrane transporter activity. The transcript is spliced from 4 exons. Bases 562 to 2157 code for a protein of 531 amino acids. Gene Ontology annotation, biological process: amino acid transmembrane transport. Gene Ontology annotation, cellular component: vacuolar membrane.